Messenger RNA from Penicillium brevicompactum, 2172 nucleotides. RefSeq names its product pheromone-regulated protein PRM1 (gene prm1). The coding region runs from base 1 to 2172 and encodes 723 amino acids. The transcript has a single exon. Gene Ontology annotation, cellular component: mating projection tip. NCBI's taxonomy places the organism in Eukaryota, Fungi, Ascomycota, Eurotiomycetes, Eurotiales, Aspergillaceae. The record is from RefSeq and is a predicted model, not a curated record.
AUGGUCUUCACCCGAUCCGGGCGAUCGGUCUUUCCGCUGCUCCCACCAUAUGGAGCUCACGAUUCCAGCACUGGCCGCAUCAUCCCCCUACACCCGGACGGCCUCACUCCGUAUCUGGGACUCCGAGCUCGACUUUCACAAGUGUGGAUCAAUCGCUGGACGAUUCUUCUGCUCCUUGUCCUCGUUCGAUUGCUGAUUGCAGUCGGCGAUGUGCGAUCCAAUAUGGCGUCCGCCAAGCGCGAGGCGCUUUCCGCCUGCACUUCGGUAGAAUCUAUGGGCAGCGCGAUGGCUUCGAUGCCCCAUUACCUGUCCAGAGGCACCAAUGAACUUGUAGCCGAUUCUGUCGACAGUGCGGUGUCUGCUCUGAAAUCAAUGCUGUUGAUGACUAUCACUGGUGUUGGAGAGAUCCUCUGGUUUGUUAUUAAUAUGAUGUACUCGACCUAUGCCUGUCUCAUCACGAUGGCCGUGCGUGGUACAGUUGGGGCUGGUAUCGAGGUGGUCAAAGAGGCGACUGAGUGGAUCAACAAAGCACUGGGCUCACUUGGUGACGAACUUGGAAGCACCGUCGAGAAGUAUGGGGACGAUUUGCAGAGCAUCUUAGACAAAAUCAACGGUGUGGCCACAAUGACCGGCGCAAAACCAACCAACAUCAAUCUGACCAGCAUAAUCGACGAAUUGGAGAAUUUAUCUCUCCCUUCCUCGGUCAACAGCACGGUCGAGAAGUUAGACAGUGUUGUUCUUCCUAAUUUCAAGGAGAUCCAGAACUUCACCAAAACGAUCUUCCAAACCCCGUUCCAGGAGGUCAAGGAUCUAGUCAAUCAAUCCUUGGGAACUUACAGCUUUGAUCGCUCGUCUCUUCCCGUCCCGGCAAAGAAGCAGUUGACCUUUUGCAACGACAACAGUGGAAUCAAUGAUUUCUUCAGUGGAGUCACAGAUCUGGUCUUGACGGCCCGCAAAAUCUUCCUUGCCGUUCUCAUCGUGGCUGCCAUCCUGGUAUGCAUUCCGAUCGCGUGGCAAGAAGUUCGUCGAUGGCGCUCGAUGAAGGAACGCUCUCAGCUGGUUCGCAAAGAAGCACACGACCCAAUGGACGUUGUUUACAUUGUUUCGCGACCAUAUACCGCCGCCGCAGGUAUCAAAGCAGCAAGCCACUUCAGCAACAGCCGCCGACAAAUACUUGUGCGGUGGGCAAUCGCCUAUGCAACAUCUCUGCCUGCUCUCUUCGUCUUGGCUCUCGCUCUCGCGGCGCUUUUCUCCUGUUUAUGCCAGUGGAUUCUUCUCCAUUCCAUCAAGAAGACUGUUCCCGCUUUGAGCGCAGAGGUUGGGGAGUUUGCCGACAAAGUAGUGGGCGCACUAGAGAGUGCCUCAACUGAUUGGGCUACCGACGCCAAUAAGGCCAUCAUCAACCUCGACAACGAUCUUAACCAGAAUGUCUUCGGAUGGGUCAAUACCAGCACUCAUGCCAUUAAUGAGACAUUGAACUUCUUCAUCUACAACACAUCCAGUGCGCUCAAUGAAACGUUCAAAGGGACCAUCUUACAGGACCCCAUCUACGAACUAUACGAGUGUCUGAUCGGCCUGAAAGCAGAAUCUCUCCAGAAGGGACUGAACUGGGUGUCUGAGCAUGCGCACAUUUCCCUUCCUACCUUGCCCAAUGACACUUUCUCCGCCGGUGCCUCGGACAGUAUCAACGACAAGUCCUCGAACCCCUCUGACAGUUUCCUCGCCGACGCAGGUGAUGAGACUUCCAACAAGAUCACCGAGGUUGUCAUCAGCGUCAUCAGCAAGCUACAAGACGCUCUACGCAUCGAAGCCAUCAUUGCCACAGCCAUUCUUCUGCUUUGGGUUUUUAUCGCCUUGAUCGGCAUCGCUCGCGUCAUGAUGCUUUUCUGGAGUCGGGAAAAGCACCGUGGGGAGGGGGGCCAGGGCCAUGUGAUGGAUCCCAUACCUCGGGGUGGUCCGCCUGAAGAUCAGCAUGGUUUCACUGAAGUGCCGCUCACGGCCUAUCCAAAGCACACCGAUGAUCAUGUUGCGCCUCAAUACACUGCUGCAUCGGCUGCAUCGGAUGAGAAGCAUGGAUUUGCUGGGCAGAGGAAUUACGGUAAUGCUUUGCAGGUUGAUCCCACCCCGGUCGUUCGCGAAAGCAGCUAUGUCGAAUACGACGUAAAGCGAUGA